CCCGUUUUAAUUCAAUAAUAAAACCUCAAAAGAAAAACCUCAGUGACGCAGCACUCGUCUCACUCGGGAGAAAGAUGAUGAAGCAAGCUCGCACUUUGCUCUCCAGGAGCCUUUGCAACCAAAGCAGCUCACUUUUCGAAGAAAGCUCUAAGUCUUCGGCGUUUCGUGGUUUCGCAACCUGGGUUGAUUCCUCUACCACUAAACGUGGUAAAGCUACUUCCUUUGCUCUCCUUUUCGUCUCUGUUUUGAGUUUUGCCUUAAUUUGUUUCCCUUUUGUUUUCAAAGCUGAUGCGGCUAAGCCUAGUAGUGGUCGUGUCUUCGCGCCUUACGCUAUCUUCAAAGGAAGAGCUGCACUCUCUGUUGAACCGGUCCUCCCCACUUUCACCAAAAUCGAGCCUGGGAAUCUGAGGAUAGACCGUCGUGGAUCCGUGAUGAUGACAUUUAUGCCUGCUGUUAGUGAGCGCAAGUACGACUGGGAGAAGAAACAGUUGUUUGCUUUGUCACCUACUGAAGUUGGAUCUGUGAUCAGCAUGGGUCCUCAGGACAGCUCUGAGUUUUUCCAUGACCCUUCCAUGAAAUCAAGUAAUGCUGGUCAAGUCAGGAAGUCACUCUCUAUCAAGCCACUCGCAGAUUCUUCCGGCUACUUCUUCCAAUUGAGCGUUACCGACAACAUCCACAACAGUAAUGACCGUAUUGUGGUUCCUGUCUCCAAAGCUGAAUUUGCAGUGCUGAAGAGUGCUUUUAGUUUUGCCCUUCCACACAUCCUAGGCUGGGAUAGGAUAACAGGAGGUGACGUUGGUAUUGCAGCGCAGGGGUUUGCUUCACUUCCAAAGGCUGAUCCGAUGCAGUUGGAGCUGGAGUGGGGUAAAGAGUAAAGACUGAUAUGGGAGUAGCAAUGGAGUAAAUUGACAAUGCAUGUGUUCUUUUUUGCUUUAGUUUGGCGUACACAAAACUUGGCAUGCUCUGUUCUUGGAUCUUAACUUGUCCAACUCUAAGACUACUAAUUUUGGGGCUUCUGCCCGUUGUCAUUAGCACUUCUAUGUUAUUGUGCGGUAAAAGCAUUUUGGUUUUCAGCUUAA
This is a messenger RNA of Brassica napus (rape), 1079 nucleotides long. RefSeq names its product single-stranded DNA-binding protein WHY2, mitochondrial. Bases 75 to 875 code for a protein of 266 amino acids. Gene Ontology annotation, biological process: regulation of DNA-templated transcription; defense response. The transcript has 7 exons. Gene Ontology annotation, molecular function: single-stranded DNA binding. The record is from RefSeq and is a predicted model, not a curated record. NCBI's taxonomy places the organism in Eukaryota, Viridiplantae, Streptophyta, Magnoliopsida, Brassicales, Brassicaceae.